This is a messenger RNA of Neomonachus schauinslandi (Hawaiian monk seal), 4125 nucleotides long. It is a transcript of the gene ZBTB47, whose product is annotated as zinc finger and BTB domain containing 47. NCBI's taxonomy places the organism in Eukaryota, Metazoa, Chordata, Mammalia, Carnivora, Phocidae. The coding region runs from base 179 to 2503 and encodes 774 amino acids. Gene Ontology annotation, cellular component: nucleus. The record is from RefSeq and is a predicted model, not a curated record. Gene Ontology annotation, biological process: regulation of transcription by RNA polymerase II. The transcript is spliced from 6 exons. Gene Ontology annotation, molecular function: RNA polymerase II cis-regulatory region sequence-specific DNA binding; protein binding; DNA-binding transcription factor activity, RNA polymerase II-specific.
GGCUGGACUCGCCGCGGCCCUGCGCCUCCGCCCGCCCGGCCGCGCCCCCGGGGGCCAUGGUCGCGGGGCCCUGCGCGGGGGCGGCCCCCAGCGCGGCGCUUCAUGGAGCGGCCCCGGCCCGGCCGCCGGGGGCAGCGCGAUCCCGCGGGGCCCUGUGAGCCCCCAGCGCCACGGCACCAUGUUGCUGGUUGAGAAGACAACAGACUCACCGGCGGCUGAGUUCUCGCUGGUGGAGGACGUGGCCCUGCACUUCGCCUGCUUGAUGGGCCGCCUGAACGAGCAGCGCCUCUUCCAGCCUGACCUCUGCGACGUGGACCUGGUGCUGGUGCCCCAGCGCAGCGUCUUCCCGGCACACAAGGGCGUGCUGGCCGCCUACAGCCAGUUCUUCCACUCGCUCUUCACGCAGAACAAGCAGCUGCAGCGCGUGGAGCUGUCCCUAGAAGCGCUGGCCCCCGGUGGCCUGCAGCAGAUCCUCAACUUCAUCUACACCUCCAAGCUGCUGGUCAACGCGGCCAACGUCCACGAGGUGCUCAGUGCCGCCUCGUUGCUGCAGAUGGCCGACAUCGCCGCGUCCUGCCAGGAGCUGCUGGACGCCCGCUCCCUAGGCCCCCCCGGCCCCAGCGCUGUGGCCCUGGCCCAGCCGGCCGCCGGCUGCACCCCGGCCGCACCACCCUACUACUGCGACAUCAAGCAGGAGGCGGACGCCCCGGGCCUGCCGAAGAUCUAUGCCCGCGAGGGCCCCGACCCCUACUCUGUGCGUGUCGAGGACGGGGCAGGGACCGCGGGGGGCACGGCACCUGCCGCCAUCGGGCCAGCUCAGCCCUUCUUCAAGGAGGAGAAGGAGGGUGGCGUGCAAGAGGCUGGCGGGCCCCCCGGCAGCCUCUGCAAGCUGGAGGGUGGGGAGGGGCUGGAGGAAGAGCUGGGGGGUUCUGGCACCUACAGCCGCCGGGAGCAGUCCCAGAUCAUCGUGGAGGUGAACCUCAACAACCAGACUCUGCACGUGUCCACGGGGCCCGAGGGCAAGCCGGGCACCACUACGGGCCCGGCCACCGUGGUGCUGGGCCGGGAGGACGGGCUGCAGAGACACUCAGAGGACGAGGACGAGGAGGAGGAGGAGGAGGAAGAGGAGGAGGAGGAGGAAGAAGAGGGUGGUGGCAGCGGAGGGGAGGAGGAGGAGGGUGGCAGUCAGGGAGAGGAGGAAGACGAGGAGGAGGAAGGGCACAGCGAGCAGGAGGAGGAAGAGGAGGAGGAAGAGGAAGGGCACAGUGAGCAGGAUCAAGAGAGCUCAGAGGAGGAGGAAGAGGAGGAAGAGGGAGGGGAGGCAGGGAGCCGGCAGGGGCCAGCGGGGCGGCGGGGCAGCAGGGCAGAGCCCCCUCCCCACAGUCGCAUGGCCACGCGGUCUCGAGAGAACGCCCGACGCCGAGGCCCCCCUGAGCCUGAGGAGGCCAGGCCGCGGGGCGGGAAGAGGCCCAAGCCUGCUCCGGGGGGAGCCUCUGCAGCGGCCCGAGGGCCACAGGCCACUGACGGGCUGGGGGCCAAGGUGAAGCUGGAAGAGAAGCAGCACCACCCGUGCCAGAAGUGCCCUCGCGUCUUCAACAACCGCUGGUACCUGGAGAAGCACAUGAACGUGACCCACAGCCGUAUGCAGAUCUGCGACCAGUGCGGCAAGCGCUUCCUGCUGGAGAGCGAGCUGCUACUUCACCGGCAGACAGACUGCGAGCGCAACAUCCAGUGUGUGACGUGUGGCAAAGCUUUUAAGAAGCUCUGGUCCCUCCACGAGCACAACAAGAUCGUGCAUGGCUAUGCAGAGAAGAAGUUCUCAUGUGAGAUCUGCGAGAAGAAGUUCUACACCAUGGCCCACGUGCGCAAGCACAUGGUUGCCCACACCAAGGACAUGCCCUUCACUUGCGAGACCUGUGGGAAGUCCUUCAAACGAAGCAUGUCUCUCAAAGUGCACUCGCUGCAGCACUCUGGGGAGAAGCCCUUCCGAUGUGAGAACUGCAAUGAGCGCUUCCAGUACAAGUACCAGCUGCGGUCCCACAUGAGCAUCCACAUCGGCCACAAGCAGUUCAUGUGCCAGUGGUGCGGCAAGGACUUCAACAUGAAGCAGUACUUCGAUGAGCACAUGAAGACCCACACAGGGGAGAAGCCGUACAUCUGUGAGAUCUGCGGCAAGAGCUUCACCAGCCGACCCAACAUGAAGCGGCACCGGCGCACGCACACGGGCGAGAAGCCGUAUCCCUGCGACGUCUGCGGCCAGCGCUUCCGCUUCUCCAACAUGCUCAAGGCUCACAAGGAGAAAUGCUUCCGCGUCAGUCACCCCCUGGCCAGCGAAGGCCCCGCCUCGGGCCCAGGCCUGUCCCCGGCCCAGCCCCCGGCUCACGCGCUGCCCCUGCUCCCGGGGCUGCCCCAGACCCUGCCGCCCCCACCCCACCUGCCGCCCCCCCCACCACUCUUCUCUACCACUGCCACUUCCGGCGGGAGGAUGAGCGCCAACAACUGACUGCCUCUGCGGGGGACCCCCGGCCCCCACCUCGGCCCUUCCCUCCUGCCUGGGGGAGGGCAGCGACACCGGCCUGGCACCGCCGCCCCCCCUCCAGACCGGGCCGGACCUGUGCUGCUUGAGGCCCCUGACCCUGGGGGUGUGCGGGCUGGUGGCCCCCGUGCGGUGGAGGACACCUCACUCCCAAGUGCCCCCUUUCUCAGUGACUCCUUGAAGCCUUUGCUUUUUUUUUUUUUUUUUUUGGAAGUGAAGGAAAAAGAAAAGAGAGGAAAUUAUUUGCAGCACCCCCUCCAGGUGAGGGGGUUGCUGGAGGUGGCAGGUACAGCAGGGAGGGAGGGGCUGGGGAGCAGGUGUGACCGGUCACUCUGCUGGGGCCUGAGCCGGAGGGGGCUGGCCAGGCAAGCCUGGGUCAGCUUCAGUGGCUCAUCUCUGCCUCCCCUGUGCCUCCUAACUUGCCCCUUCAUCCUGGAGGCUUUGGGGAAAAGUUGGGGUGUCAGCCUCCCUGGAAGGAGUUGUGGAUCCGUCUGAGGGCUGUGGACACCGAGGCAGGGGCUUGACUGUGGAUGCCCAUGAGCGUGUUGUGGGGGGGAGUGGCGAAGUGUGAAGGCUGCAGACCCAGCUUUGCACUGUGUGCAGUGGGGGAGGCAGGGGCUGGACCCCAGGCAUUUGCCCUCCUAGCCACCACCCUGCCGGCAGGCACAGGGAUCCCUGAGCUGUACCAGGCUGCAUCGAGGUCCCUGAGUCCAGGAGAAGACAUCCCCAGAAGCCUCUGAGCCUCGGGGCUGGGGGCUAGGCCCUGGGUGGGCAGACGGGCUGGCUCCCGCAGCACCAGAUCCCAAGGGCUGCAAAGAGUCCCUGCAGCUGGGUGAACCCCAAGGGCAGGCCCUGAGAAGGAGGCAAUGUUUUAAGGUUUCAAGGUGCUAGCAGGGGAGCAGGGGGCAGGGCGGCUGUUCACAGAGCACCCAGGUCCUCACCAGCUGCCCUGGUCGUCUCUCCCACACCAGCGGAGAUGUGUGUGUGUCUGUCUCCAUCCCUGCUCUGAAGGCAGAGGCCUCAUCCUCUUCCUGGGCCUGGCCACAACCCACCCCAGGCCAGCGUCCAGCAUCCCUGUCCUUCCUAGGCCUCUGCACCAUGGGUGGGGCGCCUGUAGCAUUGUUGGUGAGAGGAGCCCACAGGGUGGGGGGUGGGGGCUCUGGGGGAGCCCCCGCCUGUGCCCAAUGCUUGCCCCCAUGAGGCCGGCACUAGUAGGGACAUCCUUUUUUUGUUGUCAUUUAACGUCUUUAUUCCUGCCUUGAAAAUGGGGAGGAAGGUUCCAUAAGCUACGUGUUUCCUAGUUAAGCUCUUACCUUUUGUGUUUAUACAGUUUUGUUUGUUAUACUCUGCACCUUAAACCCCCACGACUACCCCCACACCACCACCUUCCCAAGCAUGGUUGGAGUGGGAAGAGGCCUAAGCCCAAGGGGGACAGCGGCAGGGGAUGGGGUGGGGGGUGGGGGGACUGGGCCCCAUCAGCCCAAGGGCUGAGGGGGUCGGAACCCCUCUGACCUCCUUGUGAGGCCCAUGGCGCUGGGUGGGGGCUGGGGACAUUUUAAUCAUCAAUAAACGAAGCACUUUAUUCUGUA